AUGACCUUCAGCGACCAACCUCCGGAUGUUCUUCUGCAGAUCCUGUCAUAUCUCCGGUUGAGCACCCUGUCAUGUCUCUGCGCAACGUCACGCUCCUGGCACAACCUGUUUUCAGAGAAUGAGGACCUCAUCUAUCGUAAUGCCGCUCUUUUGCACGGCUUCAUCAAUACCGAAAGCGCAGUCCCAGAAAAGAGGGCUGUUUCUCAGAAGUACUCGCCGCCGAACCUCAAGGAAGGGACGACAUAUCUUGAUCUCUGCAAAACUAGAUUGCGUGUGCGAGAUGCCUGGAUAGGAGGAGCACCUUCCCAAAUCUCUAUCGGACAACCCGAUCCAGGGAACCGUGCCAACAGCGGCAUACACAGUAUCAGAGUAGAUGAACAGAGACGGUUGGUUCUGACAGCCUCGGGCACGGGAGGGGUCAACGCCAUGGACAUGGACUCGGGCAAGCUGUUGUGGUAUCUAGGAGAGGCGCACAUUAUCUCCUUUCUCGUGGACUACGUCCGGGUGUAUGCCGACAUCGAAUACUCGGAAGGAUUUCUCAUCUUCGACCGGCUUGAAGGCGGGCGUGAGGUUUGGCGCAUCCUCGAACCUCUGUCUCCCGUCAUCGAGCGUACGACACUCACCUCGAAGUCCGCUCCAGAUGAUAAGCAACUGAGCCAGUCGUUGGAAGCCCUACAGAUCGCGCGCGACCUCGCUCAUGUCGAGCCCGAAGUCGAAGAUUCGAGUCUACGUGGGUGCUUCGUUGCCUACGCCCUCAUUCGCCCGCCGGACCGCGCGACGUGCCAGCGCUUCGUAUACCCUAUACUCCUCACCAUCUCUUCUGAUAUGGUGUACUUGUGGGACGCCCCGAGCGGACGUUUGAUAGAGGUCUUGCAGGAGGUACAAGGACUCGGAGACGCUGCCACGACGCCAGAACAGUUUGAAAUUGGACACAUCCGAUACGCCGACCUGAGUCCUCGACACGUCUUCCUUGCUGGACAGAAGGGAUUGAAGGUGUUUGCUCGUACGGCAGCGAUGGAUGGUCUGGAGGGAACAUUACCGAUCUCGCGACUUGCGCACCUGCCUCACGGCUUCCUUUCCAUUUCGUCGUCCGGACGUCGUCAUGGGAAAUGGUCGUACCGUCUGAAUGGCCAGAGUGGCACUCAGCAUGAUGAUUCGGAGCUCGUUCCUUACGAAGUCGCUGUUGAAGAGAAGGAGUUCGCAAAGGAGGAGACGAGAAUCGUGGAUAAGUUCAGAGCAGUCCACGUAUCACCAUGCGGAUCCCACUUUGUGGCUCUUCUCUUUGGUUGCCGGCUCCUCAUCGUACCACACUUUGAGAGGCUCCUCGACCACUCGAACAACGAGGAGGAAAUCUACAACAACACGCUAGAGGUGGAUCUCGGCUCGCCUUUGUCGUCGGUGAGCCUUCAUCUGGCCUAUGGUGAAGGCGACGAGGGAAUCGGAAGAGUUGGCGUCGUCACGGUGUCGUACUUGUUGCUGCCACCGAGCUCCUCUUUGCUGACAAUUCUCCUUCUGCAGUCCCACGCCGUCUUCGUCCUCACCUUACCUCGAUUCACCGUCGAACCACUCAAGGACCCCCCAAAGAUCCGCGUCGCCCGCCUUAGGCGCGUCAUGGACCCCUCACUACUCCCAGCCGUCUCCUCCCUUAUCCUCUCUGACACUAGUCUUUUCCUCAACUGGUCAGGGUCCAUCGUUUCUGGCCAAUACGCGGAACAGGGGUUUCGAUUUCUAGGGCAGAAGUUCGACAAGAGCUUGAAAGAUCUCGAGAUGCUCGGAGAUCGGUGCUUCCAACGGGACCACCAAGGGGUGUUGAGUGUCUCGCCAACAGCUUCUAUGCAAAAUCGCGUGACUAUGAUGUCGAGGGUGCUAACGGUCAAUUUCUUGCCCUCGUCAUGA
Messenger RNA from Cyclocybe aegerita, 1896 nucleotides. The record is from the annotation of a GenBank genome assembly. Lineage: Eukaryota; Fungi; Basidiomycota; Agaricomycetes; Agaricales; Hemipholiotaceae.